GUUUGACUCGAUGUAUAAAAAGUGUUUCGUUUUUGGCAUUCAUUUGGAAUUCAUUUCAAACUUUAAUUCAUUUCUAAAUUUAUUUUGUAAUCAAUUUCUCAAUUAAUUAUCGCUUUCUUGAGAUCACAUCACAAGACAAUGAACCCGAUGUCCAACUCGUGGCCACUUCUGUGGCUCACAAUCCUAUUGGUGUGUCAGUUGUGGCGAUCGACUCAUUGUCUGCGCGAAGGCCAGUGCGAAGUGUGUGUGGGAGUCAUAAACAAACUGAUCAAUCGUUUGGAGGACAAGGAGAAGAGCGAUCACCUCUUGAUUGAAUCCAAGUUCAAAGACCUGUGCUUAGAGUCGAAGAAGUCGGAGAACCGAUUCUGCUAUUAUAUCGGAGGACUGGAAGAGUCGGCGACGAAGAUCUUGGGUGAGAUGUCGCGACCGCUGAGUUGGGGACUUCCGGCCGAUAAGGUGUGCGAAAAGCUGAUGAAAAAGGACUCUCAGAUCUGCGAACUCCGAUACGAGAAGACAAUAGACUUGAAAUCCGUGGACCUGAAGAAACUGCGGGUCCGGGACCUGAAGAAAGUGCUCAACGAUUGGGACGAAGUCUGUGACGGAUGUAUCGAAAAGUCGGAAUUCAUUCAAAGGAUAGAAGAACUGAAACCCAAAUACAUUAGAGAAGAACUUUGAUAAUUAGUUUACUAUUUAUUUUAGUCAUUAGUUUUUUAAAUAAAUUAAUAUUAAAAUUGUUUUUCUGCGACACAUCUUCACGAACGGGACGUUUCAUCACAUCUUGUCUUUAAUACAAAACCAAAUUAAUAACUAUUUUUGCAAAAUAUAUUUGUAUUUAAGUUAAUAAAUAAUUUUUUUAGUGAA
Medioppia subpectinata is the source of this 861-nucleotide messenger RNA. Lineage: Eukaryota; Metazoa; Arthropoda; Arachnida; Sarcoptiformes; Oppiidae. The record is from the annotation of a GenBank genome assembly.